Molecule: messenger RNA, 1590 nt
Organism: Acanthopagrus latus (yellowfin seabream)
Lineage: Eukaryota; Metazoa; Chordata; Actinopteri; Spariformes; Sparidae
Gene: birc7
Product: baculoviral IAP repeat containing 7
Exons: 7
Coding region: 226-1428 (400 amino acids)
Biological process (GO): negative regulation of apoptotic process; regulation of cell cycle; positive regulation of protein ubiquitination
Cellular component (GO): cytoplasm; nucleus
Molecular function (GO): cysteine-type endopeptidase inhibitor activity involved in apoptotic process; ubiquitin protein ligase activity
Source: RefSeq, a predicted model, not a curated record
CAACGUGGCGUGUUCGGGCUUUCAUUCAUUCAAGGAUCAAUGAGCAAACGUUCUGGCAUUUGGUGGCUUUUCUGGAAAGCAGUCUCCUGUAGGCCGCUGUACAGGCCCCCGCAGCUGAUCAUAUUAUUUCAGCUGAUGUGCUGCACUCACCUUCAGUGCGCGCUCCACUAUGGACCGCAAGAGGGAUGACUGGCACAGGACGAGAAGAGAGAGGAAUGCCACAGAAUGACGGAGGACACGAGCACUAUGCUGGACAUCCUCGAGGAGCCUCACAUGCGAAGGGAAGGGGAGAGGAUUCGAACUUUUCACAACUGGCCAGCAGAUGCACCUGUCACAACUGGGGACCUGGCCAAGGCAGGAUUCUUCUUUGUGGGGCCCGGGGAUAAAGUCCAAUGCUUCUGCUGUGGAGGGAUUUUAAGAUGUUGGGUGCACGGGGACAGCCCGGCGGUCGAGCACAAGAGGCACUUCCCCACUUGCAGCUUCAUUCUGGGCCGGGCUGUGGGAAAUAUUCCAUUCCAGAUCGGAUCCUCCGACUCUGUGGACGGCCAGCUGUUGAGUCAACUCCAGAGGAUGACUAUGGAUGACCAGGGGACAGCUGGACAAGCGGUCUACCCAGAGAUGGAGGGGGAGGAAUCCCGGCUCACCACUUUCCACAACUGGCCCACCGAGGCCUCGGUCCAGCCAGAUGUUCUUGCCAGAGCAGGAUUUUUCUACACAGGUCACGGUGACAAUGUCAAGUGCUUCUACUGCGACGGGGGGCUGAGGAACUGGGAGCCGGGGGAUGACCCCUGGCAGGAGCACGCCAAGUGGUUUCCACGAUGUGAGUUUUUAAUCCAGUCGCGAGGGCAGGACUAUAUCAGCAACAUACAGGAUGCUCAUUUCCAUCUGGGUGAGACUGUGGGCGGAUCACAGACAACCACAGGCAGAGACAUCGGAUCCAGAAAUGAUAUGGUUGGAGGUCUGGCGGCUUCCUCGGCCAUGCUCUCUCCCGUGGUGCAGACCGUGCUGCAGAUGGGCUUUGAAGCCGGCCUGGUGGAGAGUCUGGUCCAGACCAAGUAUCUUCUGACGGGCCAGCACUACACCUCUGUGUCCGACCUGGUCACUGACGUCCUGCAGGCCGAGCAGGAGGACAGACAGAGGGGCUCACAGAGCAGAGAGCCUUCAGAGACGCGGCAGGGCUCCAGUUCCGGGAACGUGAGGACACAAACACCCAUCAGAGAGAAAGCAGUGAAGGACCCCAGCCCGGAGGAGCUGCUCAGGCAGCUGCAGGAGGAGAGGACCUGUAAGGUGUGCAUGGACAAACUGGUGUCCAUCGUCUUCAUCCCCUGCGGGCAUCUGGUGGUGUGUGGUGACUGCGCCGCCAGCCUGCGUCACUGCCCCAUCUGCAGAGCUGUCAUUAGAGGCAGCGUUCGCGCCUUCAUGUCCUGAGGCUGACAUGAGAAGCCACAGCUAUACAGGUGUUGCAUGAGUGGCCUUGAGUUGUUUUUCUCUCUCUCUCUGUGCUCAUUCUCCCACGUGCUGACGCAGAAUGAACACGAUUGCCGGUUUGCUUUUUACAUAUCAUUUUCUAUAAUAAACAUGUGAAGCUGU